UAUUGUUGUGUGUAUGUGACCAUUUAAUUCCAACUUAAAUCAAAUCGCACCAGAGAUGGAGGAAAAGCAUAUUGAUGAUAUUCAAACACCGACGGUAGAUGAACAUUUUGAAUUAUUGUUGAGUGAUGAUAAUAUAAUUAACCCAAAUUUUAUGAAUGUAACGCCCAAUAAUCUUCCACAUUGGUAUAAUGAAAAAUUAUUUAAAAAAGCUCAAAAUUAUUAUAAGCAAAACUUAAUAUCAAUGGUGCAAGCGAGUAUUGCUGGACUUAUUGCAAUAAUAGUAGUCCCGGAAACAUUAAGAGUACUCGUAUACACACAAAAAAACAGUAUGCCUUGCGUGACUUUCAGCCGAUAUACCCAAACUCUGAUACAUAUGUACAAGCUGUAUACAUGUGAUCCAAACGAUCCAAACUCUGACUUGUACAAAACAUUAAACGUAAUUCAUCGAAAACAUAAGAUGAGUAGUAGGAGAUCAGAGAACGCUGGUGUCGGAGGAAUUUACAAACGAGAUAUGGCAAUCACACAAUUCGCUUUUAUAGGAUAUAUAUUAAUGACUCCAAAAUCGAUCGGUUUGUCCAUUAAACCACAAGAAGAAGAAGCACUUAAUCAUUUCUGGCGUGUGACAGGUCAUAUGUUGGAAAUUCCCGAUCGAUUAAAUCUAUGUCGCAAAACUGUAGCAGAAACUCGUGAAUUAUGUCAAAAAGUUAACAAUGUUUUGACACAAUAUUUGAUUAAUGCUCCAUUGCAAUUCUAUGAUAUAGCAUCAGCCAUAUUAGAUGGAUUAUGGUAUAUGGAUGUAACUAUAGAUAAACAUGCUUUUCUAAAAUUUACCUAUCAGCUGCAUGGUAUAAAAUAUAAUAAAUCACUUGGUUGGUACAGUCGAUUUAAUGCAAAAUUUCGCGAUUUCAUAAUUUACCUUUGCCUUGUACCGUAUAUCGGAGCAAUAGUAAGAACUUAUUAUAAAUACGUGCUUUUAUUUACACUAUGGUUUGUAAAGAAAUGGCCUGUAUUAGCAUGGUUAUCAAUUGGCAAAAAAAAUUCUCAUAUUAAUCUGUAUUAA
Molecule: messenger RNA, 1060 nt
Organism: Acromyrmex echinatior (Panamanian leafcutter ant)
Lineage: Eukaryota; Metazoa; Arthropoda; Insecta; Hymenoptera; Formicidae
Source: RefSeq, a predicted model, not a curated record